Messenger RNA from Malaya genurostris, 12944 nucleotides. It is a transcript of the gene jvl, whose product is annotated as mucin-3A. Bases 1822 to 6087 code for a protein of 1421 amino acids. NCBI's taxonomy places the organism in Eukaryota, Metazoa, Arthropoda, Insecta, Diptera, Culicidae. The transcript is spliced from 8 exons. The record is from RefSeq and is a predicted model, not a curated record.
GCUGACUCAGACGGUCGUUGGUUGCCAGUUGAGCAAUACGCGUGUGUGUAAUCGGGAGGGUGGUGAUCUGCGCUGCGCUGCGUUGCGCUGUCUAAGCGACGAACGAAACACGAUGCAUAGUGAUCGCCUUAUUUUUUUCGGCAAAGUAACCGUGCGUGAUCCAAGUUAAGUGCCUAGUGCCUGUUAAGUUCCAUCCCUAUCAAGUGAGCGUGUGUGAGAUUGCGCCGGGGAAAACGGAAAAGACACGACACCCUUCACACACACUCCUAGAACGGACCAGAAUUCAACAGUUCCGGUGGGUUAUGCCACCCGGAUGGAUCGUGUGAUCGGUAGAUGACGAAUGUGUGCCAUCAUUGUGUGGGUCUUCUCGGAUGGCUCUGCUCUACCGAACGUUCCGUUCCGGCUGGGUCGUUUUCAUUCAAACUGCUGUUGCUGCUGCACCCUAUCCGCCCGAGAGCGGUGCGCGUUUCAUAACGUUACGGAACAGUGAUCACGGACCACGGUGACUACUGUGUUGUAUGUGUUUGUGUGUGGUUUCUGGUGGUGUGCCGUGCCGUUCGUGUGUGAUUGCCGCAGUUUUUCGGUUCGAAAUUCCGUUUGCUAAACGCACUAUCCCGGAAUGCCGAACAGGUUGCGGAGGUCGUCAAGUACACUGUGACUAUAUAAAAAAAACCACGGGACUGUUCUCGGUCUGUUGACUACCUUCAGGGGCCGACGGGUGGAGGUUUGACGCGGCCAUCGAAGUUGUUGAGGUGCAUUCGUGGAGAACAAUCGUUCCUUGAAUCGUGGAUUACUGUUGUUUCCCAAAAAAACAACUGACUCUCAGCCGGGUCUCGGUUGGCUUUGUACCCAUUGUUGAGUGAGAAAAACACAAGGUUACGGCGGGGGCGGCUGCGAGUUUAGUCAGCUUUUCCGCUGCCGUAUUGAUGUAUUGUUAUCGCUGUUAGAUUGUUAAAAAUAAAAAAAAAGAAUUAUCUCCACCGGUUCGGGGUGGUUUCGGAGGAAAAUUUGCAGUCAGUAAUCAUCAGCUAAACGAGAGCAAAAGUAAGAGAUCCAUGGGCUGCUCGAGUUGAGAAAAUUAGAUGAUUGUCGUUAAUUGAAUUAGUGAUUGUGUGAGAAGCCAAGUGAAUGAGAAGGAAAUCGCCUAUUUGAAUUGUUGUUCCCUUCUUCUUUGUUUUUUUUUCGGGGUUGGCGUAGAAACGAAAGGUGGUAAAGUGGUCAUAAAUCCAUUUCAACGAGCCGGCGCACCGAGAGACGGUGCAAGCCGAACGGAAAAAAAGAGUUCGAAGAAGAUCAAGUGAACUAGUGAUGCUGUUGUUUUCCGUGUUUUUCCUAUCGUUUCGGAAUGAUUACCGCUGGAUCUUAUGAGUGAAGUGGAACACAGGGCCCAAGAUUUGGCUGAGUCUCGAGCUUCCGAUGGAGUUUCGAGAUCAAUGGCCUGCACACUUGCUGAAUCGCGACAGCGAUGACGAGAUUUCUCCUUGUCGUACUGAAUCCUUUAAAGCAUUGGAAAUCCCGGAUGAUUCUUCUGUACUUGGCUGUCUGUACCUUUGAACUAUCAUCCAACUACCAAACUAAACACUAGUUAGGAUAUUUUAUCGCUAGUCUAAGGAAGACAGAUCCCAUUUCUGAUUGAUUGGAUUGUAGUGUGUAGUGUUGUAGUGUGUGCGGUUCAGAAAAUAAGCUUCCCGGAACGAAUAAUUUCGCGGGGCAUUUUGCGUACCUGGUAACGGGUUAACCUGAAAAAAGUGGAGUUUGGAUAUCUUUUUUUCCCCUUCAAACGUAACGGAGAUACAACGGACGCGUGGAUGUGAUUUCUGAAUGAGUGACCUGUGCACACUGGGCUCGCGACCUGGUAUGGAGUGUGUGCCAUUGAGAUCUCCAGCAGACCCGUACCACUAUCAUCACGUCACCGAUCAAACAAAGUCAUUACAGGAAUUGCAGAAUGAAGUCGGCGCUCUAUUGGAAUUCCGCGAUCUGGUUAUCGAGACCUUUCCCGAUCUUAAAACAAAGAUGGCAUCGUCCGCUGCCAACAGCACACUCACCGGGAUCCCGUCGUCAUCACUGGCGUCCAGCAGACGAGAGUGGGAACCCGGAAUACGGACUCGGCGGAAAGUGACCCCGAAAGAUGCAUCCGCCGAUAUCCAGCAGCACUCGUCGUCGCUGACAACCCGCAGCAGGAGCAACUCGCACAGUGGCAAGAAGGAACCAAAGAGCGGUGAGGGUAACAAUGGCAGCGUGAUACAGGAUUCGGGUUUCUCCACGGAAACGUCCUCGUCGAAGGAGACACACAGUGCCUCGUCGACGAGUGGUGGCGUGCAGGGAACCAUCGUAUCAAAUACAACCAAUCGACUAACUGUAGAUACCGAAGAUGAACUGUGGAAUUUGCUAGAUGUGAUACAUAGGAAAAGCAAUCGGCUCCGCGAGGAAGUGGACGCGCUGCAGCAACUGGAGCGGGAGAAAUGUCGAACAAAUCAGCUAAACAAUAAUAAUCACACGAACAUCGUGGGCAGUACUAGUAGUGGUAGUAGUAAUAGUAGUAGUAAUCUUAUUAAUACGCAUCAUAGUAGUAGCAGUAGUAGGGACGGUGGCAACCUUCCUCACCACGCCCAUCAACCGCCGGGUGUCCCGAGUGUCCACAGUGGCAUCACAGCCAGCGGCAGUCUAGCGAAAACCUUUCAAAAUCAACUCCUAGUGGACGCUGUAAAUAAGGACGAUGUACAAAUUUUACGCAAGGAACGGGACCGACUGUUUGACAAACUGUCCGAGUACGAGGCGGAAGCGAUCGCCAACCGGAUACGGACUUCGAAGAUGCAGGAUGAGGUGGACGCACUUGCGUCCGCGAAGCAUGAACUCGAAGAUCAGCUGAAGGCGGCCCUAAGUCAGAAACUAGAACUUAACACUAAGAUUCAUGAUCUCCACCAGCAGUUUGUAAAUAAAAGUGCGCCUAGUUCACCUGAGUCAAUCAACAAUCGCCACCCGCUGACUGCUGGCCUUCGGAAACAUUCGACUGAUUCUACCACCACUAUCAUUGCGAUACCUCAUCUAUCGUCGUCGUCACCGUCGUCGUCCGGCGCGUCCGUUCCGGGGCAGCACCUACUGAAAGCCCGCUUCAAUCAAUCCAGCUUUGCGCCCGUCAAGAGCGUUAGCAGUACGAAAAUAUCCGUCCCGGCGAUUGUGCACGACGAUCCCGGACAGGAUACGACUAGUCCUACGGCAACGACACCUUCCUCGGCGUCCAGCGAUGAAACCACCAACAACACAUCGUCGGCAAGGCUUGUGUCGAACCAGAGCGGCGGUGCCGUCGCCGCGCUUGGCAAGCUGGAUGGACUAAUCAGUUCACCGGCCAGGCUGAGCAAGGUUCGCAUGACUGACUCCAAGAAGAUUGCCGCCAUCCUGCUAGAGACGAACAUCGUAGAACUGCAACGGCAUCUGCUCACUGUCACCGUGCAGAAUCAGGUUCUGCAGCAACGACUGGAUCAUGCUACUCGAUCGAGGAUUUUCCUUAGCAAAAAGUUGGACAAAUCGAAGGAGGAUAUUGACGAUCUAAAGUUUAGGCUUGAGGAGAAAACCAUUGAACUGGAAGGUACCAAAGCUCAGCUGCGAGUGCUCGAGUCCAAGCAGAACGGUAAGUCAUCCGGUUACAGUCCGGAGCAUAGCCAGCACCACCACCACCAACAUGCGACCAAUGCUGGAACGAUCGGGAGAGGAUCCACGGUAACGGUGGUAACCACAUCGGCCGGUGGUAUCGUCAGUCAUCAGCAUCGAUCCGCGUCUACCUCGGAACUGGGCCAGCAGUUAUCGCCAGUUCAUCAGCACCACCAUCAUCUUCAUCAUCAGCAGCAGCAACGAGACUUGGCCCUCCGGUUGCAACAGGCUCAGGUAUCAACGCCCAGCAUGAAGGCAAUGACGCCACUGGCGAUGGAUGAAAUUCUUCAUCACAGUAGCAGUACGGAGUCGGCUCAAGACCAGGCCGAGCGAGACUCUGCCAGUAGACUGCAGUGCCCGGAAACUCCCCGCAGGAGACCGAGCAAAAUACCGCUACCCGGGACGAAGGGCUACGUAGCUCCGAAACCUCCGACCGGUAGAAAUUUCUCAUCCUCCCAGCAGCAGCAGCAGCAGCACUCUCGACAGGAAAAAAGUACUCCUUCUCCUUCCGGUUCCUUAACCAACAAAUCGUUAAACAAAAGCACUGGUAGUCUGUACGUGAAAUCUACCGGUCCAAGUUCGAUUACCAGUGCGAGUAAGGUUAACAAAGAUGCAAGUCUAAAUCGACCCGAUUCGGCUCAGAGUUGGCGAAGAGAGACAUCGCUCGAAAAAAGUCGCAGCUCGUCGAUUCCCGUUUCCAAGGGAAGCAGUAGUGGUGGCUCACCUGUGAUCAAACAAUCACCGCAACCCGUAGUGAGCAGUUCGCCGCAACCGAAGGCAAAGCGUGAUUCUCUCACGACACGCGUGAAAAACUUGGACUCCCUAUCGCGGCUCCAGACGGCAUCGGCGUCGACCGGCAAUCUGAGCAAAUCCAGCUCGAAGAAAGAUCUCAGCUCGAGCUUCACCACCGGUCAGUUGCGCGAUCGGAAACAAAGUGCUAGCGCGAUCCGUCGCGUCAGCAGUGUUUCGAUCGGACGGGGCGGUUUAUCCGUCGAGCCGAACAACAAUGGUUCGUCCUCCUCGGCGGCGAUCGGCUCGAACGACAGCUCCGGUAAUGCCAGUAAUUCGACCGGCACCACCGAUAGCGGAAAGGCUCGAAGAACCAAAACGUUCCGUCUGGCAAAGCCUACUCUGAUACCACCACUAGAGGUCACCAGUGAAACGACAACAACAACAACAACAACAACAAAAACAGCAGCAGCCAGUGUAAAGAAGAAUCCACCGCGUCUCAGUAAUGCUAGUACCGGAAACAAACUCAACAAAAACAGUGUCCUUCCGCUCAUUCCACCGAUUUCACCCGCAGAACCGAUCCCAAUCCGUAAGUCGGAUCCUGCUACCGUUCCGGCUCUAAUCAUAACCUCAUCGUCUGCGACCACCGGCACUCGUAGCAAUUCGCCACCGCCUGCGUACUCGUCUUCGUCGACCGAAUCGUCGGCCGAAUCGUCUCCAUCAUCGGUGACCACCAUUACCACCAUCGAGUCCCAUUCCUCGGUUGGACCGACACCGCGCGGAUUGAUCGGAGAGUAUCUGGCCGCCAAAAGUCGUAAUCAGCAAAUUCCGCCGCCGAUCUUUAGCCCGACGGUAACGUCAACCUCAACCACAACCGCUAACGACGAACAACAGAAACAGCUUGCCUUGGCCUACAAACAUCCGAUUCUGCUGAUGGAUGACGAUGAGAACGGAUACGGUAGUGUGCUGUCUAGCGUUGGAAAUGAGCGCAACCGCGAAGUCGAGGUAAAGCUGGUCGAGGAUAACUCCAUUGAACUGGUUGAUGCGUCCAACGAGGGCGAGAAGGAAUCGUUGAUUGUUCCGAAACCGAAAAGAAAUGCAUUCCACUCGUCACCACCGAAAGAGGGUUGUCCGCCCAAAGGGGGAGUGGAAAUUGACGACGGGAACUGUAGAUUGGUGGGGAAAGUCAAUCCUAACAUUUUGAAAACUUGGGAACAACUGAAGGGAGGUGGAAUCUGUGAGCACAAGCGAAAAAACUCCAGAAAUAGUUUGAUCACGGUGACUUCAUCGGAGAACAGUGGUGGCGACAAACAGAGCUGUCUGAUUUUCUAUCACAACCAGUACAACGUGUACGAGAAGCCGAGUGAUUUCACCGUGACACGAAUUCAGCAUGAUAUCGGCCCGGCAAUGGUCCCAGAGGACCUAGGUUCUACGAUAGAUCAGCGCUCUGUUUCGACCGCUACUCUUUCGAUGGUGACAUCGUCGACGACGACGGAGACAAGCUCGGAAGGUUGUUACGAUUUCUACGACAGCAUUGACGCUGGUGGCGGCGGCAGCAGCAGCAACAACAGCAACCGUGCCGCCGUGGUGGUGAUGGAUGACAUCGAGGAAGAUGGCGACGAGUAUGCUAUGAUGGCCGCCGGGGAGGGUUUGGCCGAUUUCGCCUCACUGGAUCGGAACAAACUGAUGUGGUCGAUCGACGUCGAAUGAUGGGAGGAGUAUUACCGUGUGAUCCGUCAAGUAUCAUGGAAGCAAGCAAUCAGUAUUUUUGACAGUAUGCUCGUGAGAGGAUUGAGUGUGGGAGGGACAUUGGUCUAUUAUCAUUUUCACUUAUUUGUCGGUGGACGUAGAAAACGUUUUCUAUUUUUGUUUUUCAUAUAACUCUUUGUUCAGACCUAGAUCUAGACCGCAAGCUUGGAAAUCUAGUCAGUGUAAUUUUUGUUCGGAUAAAUGAACAUUUGGAUUUGGGUGAAAUUUCAGACAAACAUUCAGUUCUAAGAGGCAGUGUAUCCAAAUAUUCUAAUCAAAUACACCUUCGCUAUACAGACUGGAGUGCACAGUGACGAACGUUGAAUCUGGUUUUGUAUUCUUUGACUAUUUCAAGGUCCAGCCUUAGAUGAAAAUUUAUCAAUUCCGUAUUCGCUCAAACAUUUCCAAAUAUUAAGUUCUUUUUACUCAUUAGAGGUGUUGCCUGCAGAAAAGGUAUUUUCGGUUUGAAGGCACAUUUUUUUACUAUGUUAUCAUAUACAAGCAAGUACAGAAUGAUAAAUUAUGUUUUGUUAAGUUGAGUUGAGUUUUGAACAGCACUUAUAAGAAAUAUUCAAAUUUACAGACAAAUCCGUAGACCUGGCAUCUCUGGCGUUAUGUCAAAAUCUGAGUUGCAAUUUGUCAGUCACGUCGAAUGAUCUUGACAGGCUGACCAAAACCACCGUAAACUAUAAUCCAUACGAUCCUCUUGCCAAAAACAAGUAAAAUUUAACAACAACAACUAAAAUCUGUACUGUGGAAGUGACUGUCAAAUGAGAUACGAUCGAUAUGACCAAGUGGAAGUAUAGUCAGUCAAUGACAGGCGGCUCUUCUUGUUUUCUCUCUCAUUCUCCUAUUGCCUGUUGAGUGUUGAAGUAAAAAGAAAAAAAAACCAAAGAGAGUACUAAUAUGAACAUAAAUUGAUAAAUAUGUUAUUUGGUUUUAAUUGUCGCUUAAUGUCUACUAUAUCGAUUUUGAUUGAUUCUUUUCGGCAACCAUUAACUGAGGGAUACGAAAGAUAUGAAAUGAAAAGACGGAUAGCUAUUCUAGAUUGAACCAGUUAUAAAUUUAGAACGGAAAAACUAGCCAAGGCAGGCAUGAAAGAAAUGAAUUCUAUUUUACCUUCUACUUCUUUCUUCUGAUCAUGCUUAUAUGAGCCUGCCUAGGCAAGCUUUUCCGUUCUAAAUUUAUAACGGAUUCAAUCUAGAAUACCUAUCCGUCUUGUCAUUUCAUAACUUUCGUUUCUCUUAGUUAAUACUUGCCGAAAAGAACCAAUCAAAAUCGAUAUAGUAUAAAUCGAUAAAGUUCAUUAUUCUUUGCAAAAAGUCAUCGGACUUGAAGGUUAUUGGAGUAAAAGAAUGUAUAUAUGCGGCUCAAUUAUUAUUUAGUCACAUCGUAAUCAAACAGUGACAGGAGAAAUGAAGAUAAUAUCAAUUGCAUCGGCAGUCAAUGAGCGCCCUGACGAGUGAAAUGUCGAGAGAAUUUUAGGUUUGACAUACUGGCUCUCAGACACUCAAUACAUGGUGAUUUUCAGAGAAUGGGUGGCAGCUAUCCAAUGACAUAAGAAGCGGAUUUAUCGUAGAUCUUUUCUACGGAUCCGCGGACGAAUCUCUUGACAUCUACGGAUUUAUUUCUCCUGAAAUCUCCAGAUUUCUCAUUAUGCCUCUAUAUAUCAAUAGACAAUUACAAAAAAUAUUGUUAAAUUAUCCCCAAAAAUUUUCGGGAUAGUGAAGUGGAAAAAUAAUCAUACAGCUAUUCCUCAACGAUCACUCAGUUUUGGGAGCCAGCACAUAUGGUUCAGAACUCGAAGUUUUUCAUUUACCACAGAGACAAGUGGCAACACUGGAUAUAAGCUGUCCAAUCUAUCGUACAAUGUUGCUAGUUGAUAGCAUAUAUGUAAGGUAAAAAUUUCGAAUAUCUUCAGACAGGGUUGGAUGUAAAUCUGAAAUAAUGUCUGCAGGCUUCAUUUCUCUAUAAAGUAUUCGACACUGGUUUGGCGCGCAAAAAAAAACGGUGUAGCCAUUUCAAAAGUCUGUAAAUUUUGACGAAAGUCUACGAAGAGCUCGAUUUUCAAAAGUGCAACAAACUUUCAAAGUGCGAAAAAGUGCAACAAAAAAAGUCGGCAGAUUUGCAGACAAACCGGCAGACCUGGCAUCUCUGGUUGAUAGUGACAGAUAUCAUCUGGUCAAAAUCCUAUGUGAACAUAUUGACGGUUGACUUAAGUGGUCUUUACACGAGACAAUGUUAUUGUCAAUACAAGGAUACUUUUGAUUAUGUAGUGGAAACUUCAUCAGAUUGACGAAAUACAUUGCCAAAAAAUCAAAACAGCUCAUCAAUCCAACAAUACUUUCUAUCAAAAAAAAAAACGGGAAAACUGUUAAAUAUGUGCAAUGAACUCUUCUCUUAAUUUUUCACUAUUCAGUUGCACUUUUUCAGGUUCCAAAAGCUUGAUUUUUUUACGAAAAAUGUGGACCCAAAUUAUCAAGCUGGCAAUACUUUGGAUUGACAAUAACAUUGUCACGUGUAAGGGCCGCUUUUGGUCAGUUCCGUAUCUUCCGAUUCUUAAUAUUUGUUAGAUUAUUCGUUACGAGUGUUUUCCAGGCGGCUCGUAAGGCCAGUACCAACUGUUAGUUUUUGCACAAUGAAUUAAGAUCAAUAUUACCACCACAUAAUAAAAACUUUUUCUUCCUCUUCUACUAUAAUUUUUCGAAUCAAUUGGCUUGUUUUUAUAAGAAAUCGUUAAAAAGGUGAAGUAAUUAAAAAUGUUUCUCCCGCUUUGACAGCUUUUGCUGAACGCUGGUCUCACCUGCUGGUUGUCGUAUGUUCGAGUCCCGACCUGGAAGGAUUCUUAGUGUCAGUAAGAUUGUAGUACUAGCCAUACAAUGAUUCUGUACGCUAAGAUUCGAUUACGAAAUCUGUUGAAACAGAAAGGCCAAAUUCCACAAAAGGAAUGUAAUGCCAAAACUGAAAGUAUCAUCUCUAAACAAGCAGCGCCUCUACAUUUCAUUUUAGCGUCAUUGUGCCGAACGAGUGAUACUUUUGUGUGGAAUGGAAAAUUUCGCAUUCCAGCUGUUUUUUUAAGGAGGACGAAACUAACAUUAACAUGUCGUAGAAUUGUUGGUUUAUCUUCAAAAGGUAUGAAAAUUCUUCCACUUUUCUUCUUUACCCACUGAAUAAAUUAACAUAAUUUUUCGAUUUGUUUGCUUCUAUUCCUUCUGUAUGAAUAAUGAAGUUACGCCCUCCUACAUUUUUCGUGAAAAUGGUUGGUUUCCGCGACUAAGACAAAUCUGCGGAUAAUUUUAUCGUUUCUUUUAUUAUUUCCAGUAGUGGUAAGUCCGGAAACCAAUUAUAGUAACGAAAAGUAGAAAGUUUUGUCCUUCCUUUCUAGCAAAUGAAGUAUCGUUUUAUUUGUCGGAAUCAGACACGGAGGGCGAAAUUUACGUAAACAAAUUGGAAUGGCAGUUUCGUCCUAUUAUACCUCUUAGUAUUACUAUGAUUGAGAUUUUUAUACAGGGUCCGGCACUCGAAGUGUAACCAACUUCAGACCGCUCGCGCAGCUGACGCACGGGCAUCAGCUCUCUAGAAAUUUGCUAAAUGACAGUUCGGAGUUGUAUUGUUUACAAGCGCAAGAAAGCAUUUUGCCAAAAGUGAAGUCGAAAAAAAAAUCUUCACUUGAGAGAGCGAAGGAGUUGCUUCGUUUGGCCGAAAGCGGUCAAUUUCCGAACAUUGUAUUUUCUGACGAGAAAAUUUUUCCAAUUGAGCAAUUCGUAAACUCUCAAAACGAUAGGGUUUACUUGACCGACCGUUCAUACGAGAAUUUGAGUCAUCGAUUGGCCACCAGGAGACAGCACCCGCAACAGAUAAUAGUUUGGGCCGCUGUAACCGCAGAUGGGCGCUCUCCAAUCGUUUUCAUCGAGCCUGGCGUCAAGGUAAAUGCGACAUAUUAUCGGGAAAGUAUUCUGGAGGUUGCUUUGAAGCCGUGGGCAGACAAACAUCUCGGUGGCAGACCAUGGACGUUUCAGCAGGACUCGGCACCGUCUCACAAAGCUCGAGUGAACCAAGAAUGGCUGAAAAACAACGUUCCGAACUUCAUCACGUCCACACAAUGGCUCUCGAAUUCACCAGAUGCGAAUCCAAUGGAUUAUUCUCUUUGGGCCAUUUUGGAGAGCAAAGUCCGAACUAAAAGAUACACCAGUCUCGAGGCACUGAAAAAAGUUAUUGUCCGCUAGUGGGCCUAAAUACCUGCAAGUCACAUUCGGCAACUUGCGAUUCGUUUUUUGACCGUCUCAAGGCCAUAGUCAAGGCAAAAGGUGGUCAUAUCGAGCAAAAGUGAAUUGAUUCUGAAUUUUGUAUUAUUUUUACACAUUUUGUACUUUGAAUUAAGUAAAAGUAAUUUUCCAAACUGAAUUUAUGGCCUUUUUAAUUGGUUACACUUCGAGUGCCGGACCCUGUAGAAUCAAAAUUACUAGGCAAAAUUGCAGGAUGUAAAAAUUGCAAGUCACCUCACAUUAAACAGAUUUAUACAAAUAUCGCUCCUUGAUGCUGGGAACACAUACAGGGUAAUCUUUUUAGUUCUUUUCACUUUGGAACACGUUUUUAACAGGCACUUUCUCGUCAUUUUUCAAUUUUUAAUUCGCAGUCGCAAAACAAAACAAGUACACGGCAACUGUCAAAGAUGAACUUGAUUCAUCGGCAGUUCAUUUGUGUUGUCAUCGUGUUGGCAGUUGCCGUGUACUUGUUAUGUACUUGUACUUGUGUACUUGUACUUGUUUGACAGUUGCCGUGUACUUGUUAUGUUUUGCGACUGCAAGUUAAAAAUUGUAAAAAUGUCGAAAAAGUGCCUGUUAAAAACGUAUUCCACGGUGAAAAUAACUAAAAAGAUUGCCCUGUAUGUGUUUCCAGCAUUAAGGAGCGAUUUAUGUAUGAAAUGAAUCUGUUUAGUGUGAGGCGACUUGCAAUUUUUACAUUCAAACGAUGAACUUCUGAUGAACUUUUAAACUGUAAACAAGUACACGUCGACUAUCAAAAAAAAAUUCAUUCUGUUCAUUUUUGUGAGGUUAUGUCAUGUUCGUGCAAAACCUAAUAGCGAUGUGUAGCUCAAACUAUAAGCUUUUGAGCGCCAUCUAAAUGUUGAAGCUUCAAGCUCGAACACUGAUACAUGUUUCACGAACAAGAUGGUGCAUUUCGUUUUAUUUUCAAUUCUUCCUACUGUGAUCCGAAGUUUUCUAUUUUCUAUUGCUGUUUAAAGUUUGGAAACAUCCAUAUCAAAUGAGUAAUGGGCAAUGGAUGUUUUGUAUUGUUUUAAAAUUUGAGCCAAUUUUUGUUGACAACAAAACAGUAUAAAACUCUAAAUCAUUUUCAUCAUCUUCAGGUCGAAAAAUGUCAGAUUCCUAAUGAAAGCAUGUGCAGAUAUUUUAGUUUCAGAAUCUUUUUUUACAACUUACUGUUGAAAAACUACCGCAUACUUUCGAGUUACCGCAGCCGCGAAAAUUCAAAUUGGAUUAAUAUCUUCAAUUAAACAAACUGUUAAAGGAUUCUAGCGUUAGGGAGAAAAGUUCGACCCAUGUAAAAAUUCUAAACCAAAGUUCAACGUCGAUCACUGUGGCAACACUUCAGGAAGUAACACCGUCCACUUUUGCAUACCAAAAAACCAAAACCCCAUAUCUUAUCAAUUGCUCAAUAGUGAUUUGAUGAAAGCAAAUCACCGAAUUGAUGCUCGUGCGUAUUAACUAGAUUAGAAAAGAAAUUUAAAAAAAAACUGCUAGCACAGGUUCAAAAUCACUGUACAAAUCAGUGCGGAAUCAUAUUUAUUUUUGAUAACACCUAACACAAAACGAGAAUCAAACUACUCAGAGAAAACGAAAUAAUACAUUCCAAGGUGAAUGGGAAGAAUGGAUAAGUAAGCAAAACAAGAUUUUAAACACACGAAAAUAUAUUUUUCUAUACCAACCAAUCAAAUCUCCCCUAAGACUUAAAGGUUAGAUCGGUACUGUACUAGUAGCGUUCAUUAUUAGCAAAAAUGCUGUACUACUUUUUAAUUGAUUCUUUGCAUAGAGACUACUUAUAAACAAAUAAAAGUACUGAACUAGUAACUAUCCAAACCACUAUCAGAACCAGCAUUCAUUGAAUAGAAAAAGCAAAAUCUUUUGUGCUGUGAUAAAGAAAAAUCGGCAAGAGCAUACAAAAAAAAAAAACAAACUUGAGAACAACUAAUUCUGGAUCUGAUAGAAAAUAAUGUGCUUGAAACUCUUAGGCAAACUUGGUUCUGAUUGUGAUUUUCAACAGCUACUUGUAGUGACAAGCUACUAUUUAAACCAGUACUAACUAAACUAUUGACUAUUAUUAUAACGACAUCACAAAUCAAACAAAAAAUACGAAGAUCAUUAAUCAGCCAAGAUGAAACGCAACCACGAAACAGGAUGCAUCCUAUCCCGAUCGCUAGCGGGUAAUAAUUUAUUGCAAAUUUGAAGGUUAGAGACAGGAUGCGCGCCAGCAAUGGUCGGUGGUCCACGUGGAGCAUUGCACUUCCACACACCGGGAAGGUUGCAAACAAUCAGAAAUUAACCUAUAACCGAUCCGCGAGACAACAGACUACUGCUGCAUAAAAAUAAACCUAUUCAAUUUCAUUAUGUUAUAAAUAUGUGUAAAUACUAUGGAAAGUUAGACCGUGUGAGGGAACUGUAGGAAGUGAACAAAUGUUUGAAAUAAUGAUAAUAGUAACUAUUAUUAUUACGAAUAUUAUUAUGAUUUGAAAAAUACAAAAAACUGGAAACAUGUUAUAUAUUUCAAUUAAAUUAAACAAUAAAGUGAAAGUAAAAAUA